ACACCCCUUAAACGUUAAACUGCACAAAAUCCAUAGACUCGUCUAUGGAAAGUAUACGUUCAAUGAAUAUUUGUAAACAUUGAAGUCACGUUUCAAUGUGAAAGUAUGUCUUUUAAGUACUGAACCAGUGACAAGCUUUAUUUCAGUGGAAACAUGGAGGUUCCUGAAUUCAAGCUCGGGGGUUCACGAUUUGACCAAACCCAGUUUUCAGGACGGUUCAGACACCUGGUUGAUAUAACAGAUCCAAGGACAUUGUUUACUUCAGAGAGGAAACUUCAAGAUUCCAUUGCAUUGCUGGAAGAUUACAAGCAAAAACGAUUGGCUAGUGGAGUUACAGAUCAGCAGCUAUGGGAGGCGCAGAAAAUCAAGCAGAGUAUCAUCCAUCCUGACACUGGAAAGAAAGUCUUCAUGCCAUUUCGAAUGUCAGGCUAUGUGCCAUUUGGAACUCCGAUAGUGGUUGGAAUGCUGCUGCCAAACCUGACGUUCCCGCAGAUGAUUUUCUGGCAAUGGCUCAACCAGAGUCACAAUGCCUGCUUUAACUACGCAAACAGGAAUGCCAGCAAGCCCACUCCAACUAGUAGAUUUAUAGCUGGCUAUGUAGGGGCAGUAACCAGUGCAAUCUCUAUUGCAGUGGGACUAAGUUACCUGAUCAAGAAGGCCAGCAGAUUCAGUGCCUCCACCAAGCUUCUCAUCCAAAGAUUUGUGCCAUACCCAGCAGUAGCCUGUGCCAAUAUCUGCAACGUGUUGCUAAUGAGAAACACUGAACUGACAGAAGGCAUUAGUGUGAUGGACAAGGACCAUAAUGUCGUCGGCUCCUCUAAGAUCGCAGCUAAACGGGCUGUUUUCUCCACUGCUGGAACAAGAGUUGUCCUCCCAGCCCCUAUCCUGAUUAUCCCCCCUAUUGUGAUGACAUUCCUAGAAAAAACACGAUUUCUCCAACGGAAUCCUCGGUUCCACCUCCCUCUGAAUGCCCUUGCCUGUACAAUAUCGUUUGGCCUCGCCUUGCCUGCUACAGUAGCCAUGUUCCCGCAGUAUGCCACUAUUGCCACAAAAGAUUUAGAGCCGGAAAUUCAAGCAGCAACCAGUGAGGAAACGCUGAUCUACAAUAAGGGACUUUAAUGUCCCCUGAUGAGUUAAGCCUCAAGCUAUGAUACAACUUUAUGUAUUAACAUUUUAGAGAAAAUGCGACUAUUUCAGAAUUAUACUACAUUACAAGACCGUCGAUUUAAACAAUCGCUUAUUUUUAGCUCCACUGGCCAAAGGCCAGUGGGGCUUAUGUCAUGGUCCUGUGUCCGUCGUGUGUGCGUGCGUGCGUGCGUGCGUUAACUUUUUCUUAAAACAUCUUCUUCUCCUAAACUACUGGUCCAAUUCUGAUGAAAUUUCUCAGGAAUGUUCCUGUGGUGAACCUCUUUCAAAUUUGUUCAAAUGAUGCUCCUGGGGUCAAAUUUGACUUUGCCCCUGGGGGUCAAAAAAUUGAAAAUUUGCUUAUAUAAGGCCUAUUUUGUGCAAACUUUAUAAAUCUUCUUGUCAAGAACCAUGGGGCCUAGGGCUACCAAACUUGGUAUGUAGUGACAUUUUAUAGUCCUCUACCAAGUUUGUUCAAAUUAUGCCCCUGGGGUCAAAUUUGACCCUGCUCCGGGGGGUCAAAAAAUUGAAAAUUGGCUUAUAUAAGGCCUAUUUUGUGCAAACUUUAUAAAUCUUCUUGUCCAUAACCGUAUGGCGUAGGGCUACCAAAUUUGGUAUGUAGUGACAUCUUAUAGUCCUCUACCAAGUUUGUUCAAAUUAUGCCCCUGGGGUCAAAUUUGACCCUGCCCCGGGGGAUUAAAAAAUUGAAAAUUUGCUAUAUAAGGCCUAUUUUGUGCAAACUUUAAAAAUCUUCUUGUCCAUAACCAUUGGGCCUAGGGCUAUCAAAUUUGCUAUGUAGUGACAUCUUAUAGUUUUCUACCAAGUUUGUUCAAACUAUGCCCCUGGGGUCAAAUUUGAACCUGCCCCGGGGGUUAAAAAAUAGAAAAUUUGCUUUUAUAAGGCCUAUUUUGUGCAAACUUUAAAAAUCUUCUUGUCCAUAACCAUUGGGCCUAGGGCUACCAAAUUUUCUAUGUAGUGACAUCUUAUAGUCUUUUACCAAGUUUGUUCAAAUUAUGCCUCUGGGGUCAAAUUUGACCCUGCCCCGGGGGGGGGGUUAAAAAAUAGAAAAUUUGCUUAUAUAGGGCCUACUUUGUGCAAACUUUAAAAAUCUUUUUAACCAUAACCAUUGGGCCUAGGGCUACCAAAUUUGCUAUGUAGUGACAUCUUAUAGUCUUCUACCAAGUUUGUUCAAAUUAUGCCCCUGGGGUCACAUUUGACCCUGCCCCGGGGGUCAAAAAAUUGAACAUUUGCUUAUAUAAGGCCUAUUUUGUGAAAAUUUAAAAAAAACUUCUUGUCCAUAACCAUUGGGCCAAGGGCUACUAAAUUUGGUAUGUAGUGACAUCUUAUUGUCCUCUACCAAGUUUGUUCAAAUUAAGCCCCUGGGAUCAAAUUUGACCCUACCCCGGGGGGUCAAAAAAUUGAAAAUUUGCUUAUAAAAGGCCUAUUUUGUGAAAACUUUAAAAAUCUUCCUGUCCAUAACCAUUAGGCCUAGGGCUACCAAAUUUUGUAUGUAGUGACAUCUAAUAGUCCUCUACCAAGUUUGUUCAAAUUAUGCCCCUGGGGUCAAAUUUGACCCCGCCCUGGGGGGUCAAAAAUUCGAAAAUGUGCUUAUAUAAGUCCUAUUUUGUGCAAACUUUAAAAAUCUUCUAGUCCAUAACCGUAUGGCAUAGGGCUACCAAAUUUGGUAUGUAGUGACAUCUUAUAGUCCAUACCAAGUUUGUUAAAAUUAAGCCCCUGGGAUCAAAUUUGACCGUUCCCCAGGGGUCACAAAAUUGAACAUAUGCUUAUAUUGGGCCCAUUUUGUGCAAACUAUAAAAAUCUUCUUGUCCAUAACCAUUGGGCCUAUUUCUAUCAAAUUUGGUAGGUUGUGACAUCUAAUAGUUCUCUACUUAGUUUUUUCAAAUUAUGCCCCUGGGAACAAAUUUGAACUUGCCCCAGGGUCACAAAAAUGAACAUAUGCUUAAAUAAGGCCUAUUUUGUGCAAACUUCAAACAUCUUCUUGUUCUUAAUUAUAGAGCCUAGGGCUACUAAAUUUGGUAUGUUGUGAUAUCUAAUAGUUCUCUACCAAAUUUGUUCAAAUUAUUCCCCAGCGCUCAAAUUUGACCCUGUCCCGGAAGGUCACAAAACUGAACAUAUGACGUUUUCCAGGGGAGAUUACUGCGGCCGUGUGGCUGUGACCAACAACAACAACAACAUCUUGUAAACAUGAGAUAAAACCCUGUCAUUUAGUGCCAUUUUAGAUCAGAUGGUGACUGCUUACAAAGGAAUUGAAGUAAGAACAUGUGUUCUGAAUGUUUUUCUCAUAAACUGAAAAAAGUCGGGAUUUAUUUAAAUAUGUCGAAAGUGACCAUAUAUCCGGAUAAAAGAAUUUCGGAUGACAUGUUUAUUUAACGUCUUUUUUGUAGUGUUUAAACCAGUUUAAUAAUAUCUUAUUGAUUUUAAAACACAACUUCCAUGAACAUAAUUAUUUCCAUAAAAGUCAAUAUAUGAUUCUGGAUUGUUAACUCAAACUUUGUAUCCAAGAGAAGGUGUUGGAAUUAAAGGGAUCUUUUCACGGUUUGGUAAAUUGACAAAAUUGAAAAAAGUUGUUUCAGAUUCGCAAAUUUUCGAUUUAGUUAUGAUAUUUGUGAGGAAACAGUAUUACUGAACAUUUACCAUAGUCCAAUAUAGCAAUUAUAUGCAUAUUUUGACGAUUUGAAAACCUAAAAAUUAUAAAGCGUUGCAACGCGAAACGAUUGAAUAAUUUGGAGAGUUCUGUUGUCGUUUAAAUUUACGAAAAUACGAAGAUUGCUUAUAUAAGGUAUAAAAUACUUAUUCUGUGUAUACUCGGCGGAAUAGCCGAGAGGGCUAAUGCGUUUUUACUUCAGACUACUCCAGGACUCCGGGGGUCACUGGUUCGAGCCCUGGUACCGGCUACUUUUUUUUCUUGUUUUAAUUUUAUUCUUGAUUUUUUACUGGAGCUUUAAAGAUUCAAUGUUUACAUUUAUCAAUAUAAAGCAUUUAAUGACAAACUUCAAAAUAUGCCAAAAUCUGUGAAAAGGCCCCUUUAAUAAAGUGCAAUGUUCUUAACUGUCUAUAUGCUGCUUUUUAAUAACUAAUGAUUCAUUGUUCCAUUUGUGAAUUUUGACUCAUGAAUUGUGGAGAUAUGAUUGUCAAUUGCUCAACGAUCUAUAUAAAUUUCUGAUCAUUUUAUAAUUUUCUUAAUAUAAGUUAUGAAUUGAUCUUAGAAGUCAUAUGUAUUACUUAAUUAAAUACAUAUAUAAAUAUAAGAAAUAAUCUUUAGAUUAUCAUAAUAUUCUCAGGCCUGUUGGUCUAAGGGAUGUGUGGGUUGUUAAUUAUAUGUAUGCCCCUCUUCGAAGAAGAGGGUGUUUAUUGUUUUGCACAUAUCGGUCCGUCCGUCAUCCGUAUGUCCGUCCACCAGAUGGUUUCUGGAUGAUAACUCAAGAACGCUUAGGCCUAGGAUCAUGACACUUCAAAGGUACAUUGAUCAUGACUCGCAGAUGACCCCUGCUGAUUUUGAAGUCACUAGAUCAAAGGUCAAGGUCACGGUGACCCGAAAUAGUAAAAUGUUUUCCGGAUGAUAACUCAAGAACGCUUAUGCCUAUGAUCAUGAAACUUGAGGUACAUUGAUCAUGACUCGCAGAUGAACCCUAUUGAUUUUCAGGUCACUAGGUCAAAGGUCAAGGUCACGGUGACCGGAAAUAGUAAAAUGGUUUCCGGAUGAUAACUCAAGAACGUUUUAUGCCUAGGAUCAUGAAACUUCAUAGUUGCAUUCAGUGCAUUGAUCAUGAUUCGCAGAUGACCCCUAUUGAUUCUCAGGUGAAAGGUCAAGGUCACUGUGACCCGAAAUAGUAAAAUGUUUUCUGGAUGAUAACUCAAGAACGCUUAUUCCUAGGAUCAUGAAACUUCAUAGGUACAUGGAUCAUGACUCGCAGAUUACCCCUAUUGAUUUUCAGGUCACUAGGUCAAAGGUCACGGUGACUCAACUUAGAAAAUGGUUUCCGGAUUAUAAAUCAAGAACACUUACGCCUAGGAUCAUGAAACUUCAUAGGUACAUUUAUCAUGACUCGCAGAUGACCCCUAUUGACUUUCAGGUCACUAGGUCAAAGGUCAAGGUCACGGUGACUUCACACACAAAAAUGGUUUCCGGAUGAUAACUAAAGAAAGCUUACGCCUAGGAUCAUGAAACUUCAUAGGUACAUUAAUCAUGACUCACAGAUGGACCCCUAUUGAUUUUCAGGUCACUAGGUCAAAGGUAAAGGUCACAGUGCCAAAAUAUGUAUUCACUCAAUGGCUGCCACUACAACUGACAGCCCAUAUGGGUGGCAUGCAUGUUUCACAAACAGCCCUUGUUUGAGAUGAUUCUUUUCAAAGAAAGAUGCUACUAUUGUAUUUGUUAUAAAUGUGUGAAAGGCUCUAAGAAGGAACCAGAGAUUAUUAACCCUUUACCAAACACCAACAGUAUUUUACGGGUUUAUAGCUGACGACUUUAUAAACAAUUAUGAUAAAAUGAGAAAUUGCUCAAGAUGAGCAAUUUCUCCUUUUCUCACAAUUAUUUCUACCCUACCUGACUGUUUCCUUAAUAUUCCAUUACAAUUUUAUUGUCGUCUGCAACCUUUUUCAAAUUGGGAAAGUCAAAAAUGUGUCGUUUGGUAAAGGGUUAAGGCAUUUUGAUUCCUACGGGUCUUGUGAAUCUGUUUCAAAUCAAAUGCGUAUAUUUGAUCUUCAGCAUCUAAACAUAUGUGAAAUAGAAAGAACGACAAUAUCUUUUGGAGUGAUAAAUGUACUUACGUUAUAAGCAAUGGGACUGUGCUUCAAAGGAACAAUUUCCGGGCUUUUGAGUCUGUUUAGUUAACACGGUAGUAACUUUUUCCAUAUAUAAAAAUGCUCACCCUUCCAACUUUAAGCGCCCAAUGGGACGAGGGAUAGACAGAGAAAGUCACAUGCUUGAGUACAUUUCAACCCAUGCGCAUUGCGCGUUUUUUCGCAUAAAAAAACAGUGGAGCCAUACAGGGCCAUCAUGGCCCUCUUGUUUUAUGCUCCCCCAAAAUUUUUGGGGGGAGCAUAUAGUCACCGCUUCGUCUGUCCGUGUGUCUGUCCGUUCGUGCACAAUUUUUGUCCGGGCUAUUUCUCAGCAAUUAAUGACCGGAAUUCAAUUAAACUUUAUGGGAAGCUUCACUACCAAGAGGAGAUGUGCAUUUUAUCAGCCGGUUCUGGUCGGAUGAUUUUUCACAGAGUUAUGGCCCUUUGAAAUUUUCCAUUAAUUGUACAUAUAGUUCAAUUCUUGUCCGGGCUAUUUCUCAGCAACUAAUGACCGGAAUUCAAUGAAACUUUAUGGGAAGCUUCACUACCAAGAGGACAUGUGCAUAUUAUCAGCGGGUUAUAGUCAGAUGAUUUUUUUUAACAGAGUUAUGACCCUUUGAAAUUUUUCAUUAGCUGUUCAUAUAGUGAAAUUCUUGUCCGGGCUAUUUCUCAGCAACUAAUGACCGGAAUUCAAUUAAACUGUAUGGGAAGCUUCACUACCAAAAGGAGAUGUGUAUAUUAUCAACCAGUUAUGGUCCGAUGAUUUUUCACAGACUUAUGGCCCUUUGAAAUUUUCCAUUAACUGUACAUAUAGUGCAAUUCUUGUCCGGGCUUUUUCUCAGCACCUAAUGACCGGGAUUCAAUGAAACUUUAUGGGAAGCUUCACUGCCAAGAGGAGAUGUGCAUAUUAUCAGCGGGUUCUGGUCGGAUGAUUUUUCACAGAGUUAUGACCCUUUGAAAUUUUCUAUAACAAAAAUUAUUGUCCCCCCAACUACUGUGCCCUCAAGACGUUUCCUUUUAUCUGAAUAUAUGGCGCAAUAUUGUGACAAAAAAAACUUUGGGGAGCAUCACCCGUCUCCGACGGUUUCUUGUUCACAGAGUUAUGGCCUUUUGAAAUUGUGCAUUGUACAUAUAGUGCAAUUAUUGUCCGAGUUAUUUCUCAGCAACUUAUUACGGGAAUUCAAUGAAACUUUAUGGGAAGCUUCACUACCAACAGGAGAUGUGCAUAUUAUCAGCCGGUUAUGGUCGGAUGAUUUUUCACAGAGUUAUGACCCUUUGAAAUUUUCUAUAAACUGUACAUAUAGUGCAAUUCUUGUCCGGACUAUUCUCCCCAACUGCUGACUGGAAUCCAAUGAAGCUUUAUGGGAAGCUUAACUACCUUGAGGAGAUGCGCAUGUUAUUUGUGGGAUCUGGUUAGAUGAUUUAUUUAGAGAGUUAUGGCCCUUUGAAAUUGUUAAGUUGCUAAACCAUCCAUCGUAUUAUUUUGUCCAAAGUUAUGCCCCUCAAGACGCUUCAUUUUAUCUGAAUAUAUAGUGCAAUAUUGUGAAAAAAAAAACUUUGGGGAGCAUCACCUGUCUCCGACGGUUUCUUGUUUAAAUAUUUGGUGAAGCAUUUUUUGUAAGUAAUAUAGUUUUGAAAAAGUGUUUGUUCUACUAUUUACUGGCUACAGAGUCAAUAUUUUGUUUAUAUAUUGUACCUACCUACACAAGGGCCGUAUACAUAGUAAAAUGUUUUCUUAAAACAAUGUUGUGCUUUAAUUAUAUAUAUGGUCUUGAUGGUCAUGAUUUAUUUUUAAUUGUUUACGUUUAUGAUGAAUCGAGCAUUCCGUUAUUGGUUAUCGAACCCUUUAUUAAGGGUUUUCUUGAUUUGUGUUUUGUAUUCAUGUCUUCGAGCAUUCUGUAAGUAUUAAGAUUUCUACCCUAACUUUAUUUAUACUAAUUUGCACCAAAUCUAUUGAUGCUAUGGAUCUUUUUGGGGUAUGGGGGGGGGGGGGCUACAAUCUUAUAUUUACAAAUACAGUAAAACUGCGAUAACUCGUGGUAGCACGGGACAGACCUCGAUGCUCGAGUAAUCGCAGGUGAAUUCGUUUUCACUGUUUCGUUUGGUGAUGCUUAACUUCUGACCGCAAACGUUUUAUUUACAUGUAAGACGGUGCUUGGAAAAGAAAAGGCUGUACAUGAAUGUAUUGCUAGCGUAAAUCUAUUGCAAAAAUAGUGCUUGUUAAUGUAUCGCCAUAAAUGAUCAAUUAUCAUGUUAACGUGAUCAAUAAUUAAAUAAUACAUGAGUUAUAUAUAGUAUAUUCUCUUAUAGCUAAAGAAUCUUCAGCGUACAGUUUAUAUAGUAUUGACAGACCUUUAAAGUCGCGCCAGUCAAAAAUCAUAAAAAGCGACAUUUAAAGUUAUGGUAGCCAGAACUAAUUUUCUUAAAGCCUUUAAAUUGCGCGUGUGUUCUUUUCAUAAGUAUGUGUCGGAAACUUCCAAAGCCAUAUACAUGACGAGGUCGCAAAUUGCCAUUUUCAACUUUGUAUAUAUUAAAUAGUUAUGUUUACUAUAUAAUAUUAUAAAGCUAUGGUUUAUAUUUUUGUGUACACCAAAUAUACAAGAAAGUGUCAUAAUAUUCGAUUGUUUAACUAUGCCAAUAAAAUUUAUAUACCUUA
Messenger RNA from Dreissena polymorpha, 8584 nucleotides. RefSeq names its product sideroflexin-5-like. Gene Ontology annotation, biological process: monoatomic ion transport; mitochondrial transmembrane transport. Lineage: Eukaryota; Metazoa; Mollusca; Bivalvia; Myida; Dreissenidae. Bases 154 to 1119 code for a protein of 321 amino acids. Gene Ontology annotation, cellular component: mitochondrial inner membrane. The record is from RefSeq and is a predicted model, not a curated record. The transcript is spliced from 11 exons. Gene Ontology annotation, molecular function: monoatomic ion transmembrane transporter activity.